This is a messenger RNA of Plasmodium coatneyi, 600 nucleotides long. RefSeq names its product 60S ribosomal protein L23a. Gene Ontology annotation, cellular component: ribosome; cytosolic large ribosomal subunit. The record is from RefSeq and is a predicted model, not a curated record. Lineage: Eukaryota; Apicomplexa; Aconoidasida; Haemosporida; Plasmodiidae. Bases 1 to 600 code for a protein of 199 amino acids. Gene Ontology annotation, molecular function: structural constituent of ribosome; rRNA binding. Gene Ontology annotation, biological process: ribosomal large subunit assembly; translation. The transcript has 4 exons.
AUGGUAGAAGGGACUAAGGAUAAAAAAGCCACCAUGGAUAAAAAAAAACAGGAUAAUAAAAAGAACAUGAAGAAUGUAAAGGGCAACGCCAAGGCAGCAGCCAGCGGCAAUGAUAAGCUGGCCAAGAAGAAGGGAGCCACCAAGGAUAAGAAGCAACUCUACAAGGGAAAGGUUAAGAAGAGCCUAGGAAAGAACCAGAAGAUGAAGAAGGGCGCCACGGAGGAGUCCAAGGAGAAGAAGAAAAUCAUCACCUCCAUUCGAUUUAAGCGACCCAAAACGCUUAAAUUGCCAAAAAACCCAAAGUGCCCAAAAAUCGUCAAAUCGUGCUACAAAAAAACGCUGGACAAAUAUGGAAUUUUGAAAUACCCCCUGACGUCAGAAAAGGCCAUGAAAAAAAUUGAAGAAAUAAACACCCUCGUUUUUAUUUGCGACAAGAGGGCAGAUAAGAGGAAAAUUAUGAAGUCCGUGAAGAACCUCUUUGGUAUUAGCUGCGAGAAGGUCAAUGUGCUGAACAGACUGAAUGGAGACAAGAAGGCAUACGUGCGCCUGUCAAAGGACCACGACGCGUUGGAAGUAGCCAACAAGAUCGGAAUUCUCUAA